AUGCGCAACCUUCGCAACCUCCGGUUCGGGAGAUGGCGGCAUCCCGACAUCACCGCCGCCUGCUGGGAUCCCGAGAAUGACGAGAUUGUGUGCACCGUCGGACCGACUGCCGACAACCCGACGAUUGAGCUGGUCAGAUUGUCCGACGCUGAUUCCAUAAACCGUCGCACACUCACUCGAUGGGAUGCGCCCAGCCCCAACCCCGAUCUCCUCGUCGACCGCAUCGUCAAUAUCCACCACUUGAGCGGCAGUGGCACAACAUGUCUCGUUCUCGAAGGCGGUGAUAUCAUUACGGUUAGGGAGGAUCUUUCGUCCGGCCAUGUUCACAUUGAGAUUAUGGGAUCUAUUGAUGCCGGAAUUGCGGCCGCACGAUGGUCCCCGGACGAGGAGCUGCUUGCCGUGGUCACCAAGGCUGACACUGUCGUCCUCAUGGGAGGCGCUUUCGACCCCGUUGCCGAAGUCACAAUGACAGAGGAAGAUCUCAAGGCGUCAAAGCAUGUGUCUGUUGGUUGGGGUAAGAAGGAAACACAGUUCCAGGGCCGCGGCGCAAAGGCUCUCCGAGAUCCCACGAUUCCUGAGAAAGUCGACCAGGGCCUUCCGAGCACCAACGAGGAUGGAGCGGUGUCCAUUAGCUGGCGCGGAGAUGGCGCGUUUGUGGCCAUCAACUCGGUCCAAGAGGGCUUUCGACGAGUAAUUAGGGUGUAUUCUCGUGAGGGAGAGCUCGACAGCGCUAGCGAGCCCGUCGAUGGGUUUGAAGGCGCUCUGAGCUGGAGACCGUCCGGCAACCUCAUUGCUGGUAUUCAGCGCUUGGCGGAUCGAGUCGACGUUGUAUUUUUUGAGCGCAAUGGCCUACGGCAUGGACAGUUCACUCUGCGAUCGCCCAACGGAACGGCUUUGGAUGCCAGUGACGCCCGCAUCCGGCUCGAGUGGAACUCAGAUUCGACGGUCUUGGCCGUCAUUCUCACGGAUACCAUCCAGCUAUGGACCAUGGGCAACUACCACUGGUAUCUCAAGCAAGAAAUUGCUAUGGAGCCAGGGUUUGCCUGCCUAGCGUGGCAUUCAGAAAAGGCGCUCCGGUUUGCGGCAGCAUCCGCCGGGAGCCUCAUCCUGGCUGAGCAAAUCUUCCACACAUCUCGGGGCUCAUGCCGGCUGCCCAACGAUAACGGCGUAGUUGCUGUCAUCGAUGGCGAGACUGUCAAUAUUACCCCCUUUCGCACUGCCAACGUGCCUCCUCCAAUGGCCCUGUUCGAGGUCAAGGCUGAGUCCUCUGUUGUUGAUGUAGCGUUUGGACACCAAAACUCCUCAUUCGCAGUCCUGCACCAGAAAGGCGUGGAUCUCUACGAACUGCCCUUGAAGAAUGGAAGAUCUACUAGGCCAGUGGAGCGGCUCAAGCUGCCCUUUGAUACCCCUAAUAUGCCCGAGCACCACAUGCCCCUGAGAAUCUGCUGGGUGUCCGACAACAGCCUGCGUUGUAUGGGCUACCAAGACGACCUGGGCCCUCUGCAGUUGGUUGUAUCUGCUGGCGAAGGGAACUCUGCUGAGAUUAGUAUGCUGGACAGCAGUCUGACCCUGGCAGCUACCACAACACGGGACGAUGAUUCUACCGCGGAAAGUUACGGCCAAGACCAGUCCGGCAAAUUGUAUAGGCUUUCCACUUCUGGCGACGACCUUCUUCCCAUUCAAUUCACGACACAGCUUCCGUGGUUCGAAGUCAGCAAGCAUGAUGACGUUGAGAUGGCUUUUGGUCUUUCAAGAUCGGGCCACAUCUUUGCAAACUCUAGACUGCUGGCCAAGAACUGCACAUCUUUCAUUGUUACGCCAAACCAUCUCAUCUUCACCACUAGCAAUCACUUCGUCAAGUACGUGCAUCUGGUGGCAGAUGUCGAGGAUUUGGAGGUUCCCGGCGAUGAUCCUGAAAAGGAUGAGCGGUGUCGCAGCGUGGAGCGUGGUUCGCGUCUAGUUACCGCAAUGCCAACCAACAUGAGCAUCGUUCUGCAGAUGCCGCGAGGCAACCUGGAAACCAUCUUCCCCAGAGCCAUGGUAGUUGCUGGCAUUAGAAGCCUCAUUGAGGAAAAGAACUAUGCUCGAGCCUUUUCAUACUGCCGAUCACAGAGAGUCGAUAUGAACAUUCUGUAUGACCACAAGCCCGAGCAGUUCCUCUCCUGUGUCGGACUCUUCUUGGACCAACUAAAGGAGGUUUCCUACAUUGAUCUCUUCCUCUCAUCGCUCAGGGAGGAGAAUGUCACGCAGACCAUGUAUCAAGACACCAAACGGACAAAAGCCCAGUCCUACGGCAUCAAUGCUCCCUCUGAAAAUCUGCCUUCACAAAAACCUCACGGCUCCAAGGUCAAUGCCAUCUGUGACGCAGUUCUCAAGGCCCUUCAGUCUCACAAAGCAACUCACCUCCAAAAUAUCAUCUCCGCUCACGUCUGCAAGGUCCCUCCUGCUAUGGAUGACGGACUGACGCUCGUUGCUGAACUCAUGCAAGAAGAUGAAAAGCUUGCAGAAAAGGCAGUGGAGCACAUUUGCUUCCUGGUCGACGUCAACCGGGUAUAUGAAAACGCCCUAGGCCUAUAUAAUCUUGAUCUCGCUUUGCUCGUUGCGCAACAGUCUCAGCGAGACCCAAGAGAAUACCUCCCCUUUAUUCAGAACCUCCAUGUCCUUUCCCAGCUUCGUCGCAAGUUCGAGAUUGACGAUCAUCUCUCCCGUCGACAAAAGGCCUUGGCUCAUCUUCAAGCUCUGGAUGCAUUCGACGAGCUGUGCAACUACACCAGCAAGCACGACCUCUACCAAGACUCUCUCAAACUCUACCGAUACGACCCGCCGCGCUUAAAGACCUUGACUGAAAUCUAUGCCAUCUACCUAGAGUCUAGGUCUCAAUACCGCGAAGCAGGCCUGGCAUAUGAAUCGAUCAAGAACUAUGCCAAAGCCACCAGCUGCUACCGCUCAGCCGGUGCCACAUGUUGGCAAGAAUGUCUUUUCACUGCCUACCAACAAGAUCCCCCUCUGUCCGCAGACAACAAAGCCGAGCUUGCUACCGCUCUUGCAGAUGCUCUCUGGGAGGCAAAGGACUUUUCCGCCGCCGCCACCAUUCAUCUCGAUUACCUUGCCUCGCUCGAGAUGGCUGUCAAGUGCCUCUGCCGGGGCUACCACUUCGCCGAAGCCAUCCGCCUCGUCAUUCAGAACUCACGUCCCGACCUUCUCGAGUCUGCCAUUGACGUUGGGCUCGCCGAGGCUCUUGGUCGAACUACGGAGUUCCUGGCCGACUGCAAAGCUCAGCUCCGCGCACAGGUCCCUCGCGUUGCUGAGCUGAGACUCAAAGCUGCUGAAGAUCCUCUUGCCUUUUACGAAGGCGAGCGUGCUGGCGGGAUGGACAUCCCUGAUGAUGUAUCCGUGGCGAGUUCGCGCGUUAGCACUUCGGCGAGUUUGUUCACGCGAUAUACUGGCAAGGCAGGCAGCGUUGGUACCGCCGGCACGGGCGUCAGCAGAGCUACCAGCAAGAACCGAAGACGAGAGGAGAAGAAGCGUGCUCGAGGGCGAAAGGGCACCGUGUACGAGGAGGAAUAUCUCGUCAACAGCGUGCGACGGCUGGUCGAGCGUGUGGAGGCGUCCAAGUCCGAGGUGGAGAGGCUGGUGUUUGCUCUCGUGAGAAGAGGCAUGGCAGAGCGAGCUCGCGCGGCGGAGACGCUCAUGGCGGAUGUUACGGAGGCGUGCGAGGCUGCUGUGAGGGAAGUCUUUGCCGUGUCGGCGGAGCAGCAGCAGCAGCAGCAGCAGGACCAACAACAGGCUGCUGUUGCGAAUGAGUGGAAAGCUACGGGUGGUGAGGGCGUGUUCCAGGAGUGGAUGCAAGAGCAGGGCAAGAAGAUGGAGCCGCCUGUGAUAUCAAGGAUGAAGAAACUAGCAUUGUUGGGAUGA
Messenger RNA from Trichoderma aggressivum f. europaeum, 3915 nucleotides. RefSeq lists its product as uncharacterized. Bases 1 to 3915 code for a protein of 1304 amino acids. Lineage: Eukaryota; Fungi; Ascomycota; Sordariomycetes; Hypocreales; Hypocreaceae. Gene Ontology annotation, cellular component: cytosol; elongator holoenzyme complex. Gene Ontology annotation, molecular function: tRNA binding. Gene Ontology annotation, biological process: tRNA wobble base 5-methoxycarbonylmethyl-2-thiouridinylation. The transcript has 4 exons. The record is from RefSeq and is a predicted model, not a curated record.